UAAAAAUUAACGAAAACAUGACACUUAAAAUGACAGGUGAAGUGUCAUCUCCACGUUAUGUCAAAAUGUAACAAAAAUUUUAAAUUUUCUAACUAUUCAAGUUAAAAAUAUUCCAUUUCUUUCUCAUAAAACAUCCAAAAAUAACUUGGCAACAACAAACGAUUAUUUAUCAUAUCACCAAGUUUCAAGUACAGAAAUAAAACUUAUCGUUUGCAAUUAUAACCUCACUUUCGCAUUGAUUGUUUAUAUGCAAGACCUUAAGGAAGAGAAAACCAUGAAAUCUGUCGAAGUAAAGAAAAACAUUCAAUAUAGAAUAGUAAAAUAUGCAAUACUAAGUAGAGUGCUUGUAAUACUUUUACAAUACAUGGCAAAUUUAUUAAUAACUGACCAUGAUGCAAACGUUUUCGUAUCACCAAGCGAAGAAACAUUCACUACAAUCGAUAGGGUGAUUCACCACCUUUUUGGAGGAUUUGCAAGAUGGGAUGCUCAAUAUUUUUUACACAUCGCCAAGUAUGGAUAUACUUUCGAGAACACCACAGCUUUUUUCCCAUUGUAUCCUUUAAUACUACGUUAUAUUUCUAUAAGUUUAUUAUAUGUGUAUAACUUUAUGAAUUUAUCCUCUAUGUUAUUGUUAACAUCUGUUGUAUUUAACACAAUUAUUUUUGUAAAGACUGCAUUAAUACUGUUUGAGAUAACCGCAUUUUUCGAGAACCCCAAAAUAGUUUACACUGCCAUUAUGGUGUUUUGCUUUAACCCGGCAUCUAUUUUCUUUUCCGCUCCGUAUUCAGAAUGUUUAUACGCUUAUUUAACUUUUAAAUCGAUACAAUGUUGUUUGAGAUACGUUCGAAUGUACUCUAGGAUACGUUUCACCUAUGUUAAUUCGUCAAGUUUAAAAUGUAUUUUUUAUAUUUCUCUUUCCGCUUGUGCCAGAUCAAAUGGUGUUUUAAACUUAGGUUUUUUUCUUUAUUCUUACGCGUUUCUUGUUGUGCAAAAUUUAUUUAGACUUAAAAAUACUAAAUUCGCUAAGUAUAUUUUUGUGAUUAUAUCAUUGCUGUUUUUGAUGUUUUAUAUUUCAGCGAUGAUCUUGCCAUUUGCUUUAAUACAAGUGUUUGAUUUUAUAAAUUAUUGUAGGACUUUCGAGAGUAAUGUCCCAGAUUUUUUGAAAGAUUUUGCAAAACAAAAUGAUUUCGUGUUACCGGGAACUUUCUCAAUUCACCAACAAUCAUGGUGUAACAAUAACAUUCCUUUGGCUUACGCUUACGUUCAAAAACAUUAUUGGAAUGUAGGGUUUUUAAAAUAUUUCCAAUUUAAUCAGAUCCCAAACUUUUUACUUGCCACGCCCGUUGUUUACAUAACGAUUAGAAACUCUUUAAAAUAUUUCAAAUUAAACAACCCGUUUUUGAUGCAUUUAGGAUUAUUUCGCGAUUUAAAUCAGAUCAAAUUAAUCGAUAUGGAGAUUAAGCCAAGUCUUAAAUUCGCUUGUGUUGUACACGUUUUGUUGUUAACGCUGUUUUGCGUCUUUUGUACUCACGUACAAGUAACAACGAGAAUUAUAUUUUCUGCUUCACCUUGUAUAUAUUGGUUUUGCGCUUCUUAUUAUGAUCAUAUUCGAUCAAAAAAUUUGAUUUUUCUUUAUUGUAUGUUCUAUUUUGUAACUGGUACAAUUAUGUUUUCUAAUUUUUUACCUUGGACAUAAUAAAUAAAAUAUUACAAACACUAAA
This is a messenger RNA of Onthophagus taurus, 1721 nucleotides long. RefSeq names its product Phosphatidylinositol glycan anchor biosynthesis class V (gene PIG-V). Gene Ontology annotation, biological process: GPI anchor biosynthetic process. Gene Ontology annotation, molecular function: GPI mannosyltransferase activity; alpha-1,6-mannosyltransferase activity. Gene Ontology annotation, cellular component: mannosyltransferase complex; endoplasmic reticulum membrane. The record is from RefSeq and is a predicted model, not a curated record. NCBI's taxonomy places the organism in Eukaryota, Metazoa, Arthropoda, Insecta, Coleoptera, Scarabaeidae.